AUACAAAUAAAACAACACUUUUCCACUCUUCCCAUUACCCAAACACUAUUGGUUGAUUCCCUCCAUUCUCCUGUUUAUGUAGUAUAUUCUUUUGCUGUGAAGUCCCUUCCCAAUGGCGGCCGUGGUUACUUCCGGUGAUGUUCAAGAGAUCGUAUCCAAGCUCUCCUCGGAUAAAGCCAAAGCCCGCGAAGAAGGAGUAAAGUUGUUGAGUAUGUGGCUAGAGGGAGAAAGAUCAAUCGGAUUUUGUAAAGUUAUUGGACAGAAUACUGCAAAGCUUAAACCAAAUGAGAUUCCACCGUCUGAAACGUGGCCAUUUCUUGUUAAGUUGCUUACACAGUGUGUAUCAUUGGAGAUAUCAGCAAGCAAGCGACGAGCACCUAAGUUAAUAUUUGCAAAAACUCUUAGAAUUGCCAUUCAACGAGCUGAAGAUACUAAGCUUCCAGGAAAUAUGUUUCCGUUGUUGUCUGUGGUUAAGACACUUUUUAGUCACAUACUGGAUGUGAUAAACAAUGUUCCAAGUUUUCAGUCUGAAUAUGGGAGUAUAUUACGACAUCUUUUGCUGGUCAAAGACUACCGAUUUCAUAUGAGGAAGAAAAUUUAUUCUGGUCUUAUGGUUUUCUACAUGGAAAAGGUGGUGACAACAUUGACAGAGAAAAAUAGCAUCCUCCUAACCCUUCAUUCUCUUCUAGAAAAUCCUCCUGGAGAUUUCACGGAUAACCUUAGGGAAGAUAUCGUGAAGGGGUUUGUUAAGAUAUUUUCAAAUAUAAGGUAUAUGGGAUGAAGAAAAGUUUCUUACAAGUUAAUUGAGUGUAUUAAUACGUACUUGUUAAAGGAUGGUCCAAAUUUAAGUUGUCAGUCCUUAGAGAUCCAUAACGCUAUACAACCAGUUGUUUCUCGUUGUUGGCUGACAACACGUGAUAAGGGUCUUAAGGAUGCACUUGUUCUUUAUGCUAGGUUACAGCUGAAUUUAGUUAGAGGUGUAACUGAUGGGAGUUUAUUGGUUGACCAGCUCUUUGAUGUCAUAUGUAAGGAACUAGAUCUAAGCAAUUCAUCAAUUCCUGGUACUUCUUGGAGAGAUGGAACCAAGGAUGAUAAGCUUGGAACCUUGAGUAGUUCUCAGCAAAUUCUUGUGGAACUUGCUGCACUUGUACUGUAUAAGGAAUGCACACAUACAAGCGGAGCAACAUCAAGAAAAAGGUUUAAAAGAGAGAGUACAGCUGCCCGUCUAAAGGAGGCACUUGUGGAAGAAUGGUUAUGGAAUGUGGCAUUUUGUUAUCUCAUUCGUAAUUACUACACUCGCAUCAAUAAGGAUCUUUUUAUCGACUGGUUUGAAGGCAUUUGUGCAAGCUUUGAAAGAAUCUUGAAUGAUGCAAUUGUCGGACAUGCUUAUGAUGGUUUACUUUGGACUUUGCGGAGUCUGCAGGAAAUCUCAUCCAUGAUGCUGCCUUUGAAAGCUCAAGAGGAGAUUUCAUUUGGUUCAUCUCGUAACUCAAAGGAGUUUCAUUGUGGUUGGCAGCUAAUAUGGAAUCAUCUUAUGCAUGGAUUGCCAACAUUUAGCAACGUAAUUCCAGUUGUGGAUGCUGCACUGGCGCUCCUUGGAAGCAUUAUUUCAAAUGAUUUGUCAAUCACAUAUGUUGUGCCUCAUGAUGCAUGGGAUCUUCGAUUAUUUAAAGAGACUCCUUCAUUGUGUACUCUGUACUUCAUUGCAUGUUAUUUUUCUCGGAAGGGAUCUCAGGGCGACAUUAGGGACAUUUUACAUCUACGGAAGUAUCUUCUAAGAGCAACUUUGGGCUCUCUUAGCUGGAAUGAACCUUCCUUACUAAAUGAACGCAUGGUAUUAUUGUUACCAGCAGCAGUUUAUGCACUUUGUGCUGGGUGUGAACCCUUUACUCAGUGUUACAAAGAAAUUCACUUGUUACCGUCUUUUGUGGAAGCUACCAAGUUUGCAGAUGAUUGGAUCAAGAUUGAUGAAUAUGAUCAUGAAAAGCAGCUUGAAAAUUUUGAAUGUUCUAUUGAAGUUCUUGCAAAAAUUGAUUCGGAUUCAAAGAUUCAGGUUUCCCCCUAUCAGUUCCAGCAAAGUUUAUGUCUUCCUCGACAGUUGAGAGAACCACUGAUGCAAGAAAUGGAGACCCUUAUUUUAGGGCUUCUAGCAGAUCUCAAGGUUGAAAAGAAGCCGUUGUCUGAUAUCUUCUUCAUAUGUGGUCUACUGUGCAAUUUAAUAUGUGGAUUAUAUAUAACUAGGAAAAGAGAAGAAGCUUCCUCAUUUCUCUCAAAAUUGGGUCAAUUUUUGUUGAAAUUACUGAAUUAUGCUGUUAAUGUUAUUCAAGAAAACAAAAGUGACUCCAGAUCACUUGGAAUUUUAGGACCUACAUCCAGCUUGAACCAAAAAUGUGCUAUUGUUGUUUCAUUUAAAAGCUUUGUUCUUGGGCCUCUUUUCACACAAAGGAGAGACGGAGAUGCGCUGGAUGUUGUACUUGAUGAUGCUGUAAAGCAAUCCCUAAAGAGUCUUCUGAAGGAAUUUGCUACACUGUAUGAUGAAUAUACUGAAAGUGUAACUAACCUUCAGUCUGAGAUACUGGCAGAUUCUUCUGGAUCUGAGUCUUCUAUACAAAUCUCAACCAAUGUGGAGAGCAAUAAAAGUAGGUUCAUGGACAUGGAUUUCUUCGAUCUAAAUGAGGAUGGAAAAGAUGUAAAUAUUCAGAUAUGUAGUGGAAAAACUCUUUCUGGUGGAUCUUCCUCUUCAGUGAAGUGGAAGUUGGGAAUGGUGUCACUAAUCUCAAGUUUUUUCUCGGUUGUGCGUGAUAAAACAUGGGGUCUAUUGAACCUCAUGGAAAAAGAACUUGACUUGAAGGUGUAUGACAUUAUUUUGUACAAUAUUUGUCGGCAUCUCCACUCGUUAUAUUCUUCAAAGAUGACAGAUCUGAUCAACUUAAUACAUAACAGGAUCGAAGUGCAACUUAGUCAGAAGCUUGAUAGUUUUAACGUUCUAGCUGCUAUUGGUUGUUUGCUUGAUACUCUUCUAUCUUUGAACUUUGAAAAGGAUAAACAUGGUGCCGUAUAUUCCGAAGAAAGAGAAGCUAAACAGUCCUUGGUGUAUCUUGGGAAGCUGAUCAGCAAAGUUGCAGAACUUGGUCUUCCUGACUGGUUUGGUCGAGUUAAACUAAUUGACUGCAUUUGCAAUUUUAUAUUACUCAGUCCUGAGAUCGGCCAGGGAAUGAUUGAAAAGCUGCUUUUCAUGCUUCAUGAUCCUGAUUAUCGAGUUAGGUACUUUCUAAGUAGGCACAUUGGUGUUCUAUUCCAGACCUGGGAUGGCCAUGGAGAGCUCUUCCAUGAUAUUUGUUCUAACUUUGGCAUUGAGUUGGUCUUUUACUCCAAAGAAAAGCUUGUUACAGCUCAGGAAGUUCUUACUGCAGGUCCACAGUCCCGUCAAAAAGUUGAAACUGUCAUUAUUACCCUUAUGCAGCUAGCUUUGCAUAGUGAGAAUAUUGAACUAGAGGCUGUUUUCAUGAUGUGUGCAGUUUCUGCCAUGGAUCCUUGUCAGAGGGAAUUAGUAAACACAGCACUUGAUAAUCUAUCGAGAAAGCUACAGUAUAUGUCAAGAAUGAAGUACUUGGAUGAACUUAUUGGAUCCAUUUUAUUUUGUUGGGUUGCUUGUGGUGUCAGCAUAGCAGCCCUUGUGGAGAUACGACAACUUUUUGUAUUAGAUGCUGAACCUAGUUACUUCUUGCAAUAUUGUUUCCAUUGGCUUCUUCCAGCUCUAUUUAUUCAUGAGGACAACUCUAACCUGAAUUGGGUUUCUAAGAUUGCAGGCCAACCUUUGCCUGUUAUGGUUAAAGAACAUUUUGUGCCGAUUUUUUCAGUUUGUAUGACACUGCAUUGCAGUAAGAGCUCUGGUUUUGAGAAAGGAGCAAUGGUUCUUCAGAAUUCUAUUCUGCAUUUUGCUGAGAUUUCUGAGAGUGAAAGAGAUAAACUCAUCAAGAAAAAUAUGGUGUCUAUUGUAAGCCAUGUUCUUUCUCUUGCAUCUUGUGCGUCAGAACCUAUUAUUCCUUUUUUCUCCAGGGAUAAUAUUGCCCGUGCAAUUCAAACAGUUGUCGAUGGAUUUUUGGAAAUGGAUGGUCACUGUGCAAGUAUCAGUGUUAUUGACAAGAUUAACAUUUUUCGUCCUGACAGAGUUUUCAUGUUUAUUGUAGAAAUGCAUUACAAAAUUGCUGCAGCUAUUCAUCAUAGGCACAGAUGCCAUCGGUUAGCUUCCAUAGAGGUGCUUAUAACCAUUCUUGGACAUAGAGCUGCGCUUUCAAGUACUUUCAAUUAUCUUUUCAAUUUGAUUGGGCAAUUUCUUGGUUGUCAUGCUUUACAAGAUCAAUGCUGUCGUAUAAUUUCUUCCUUACUCAAAACUUUUAAAAACAACCCUUCCAAGGAAACUGUGGGCGUGCUUGGUGAACAACUCCAGUUUUUGGUGUCAAAGUUGGUGGCAUGUUGCAUUCCUCUUGAAGCUGUUGGGCAAUCUUCUGCAUCGGGAUCAUCUCUUGUUUUGUCUUUGCUUCUUGAGCUGACAGUGGAUUCUGAUCCAUCUCUUUAUGAUUAUAUAAGAGAAUUGGAACCCUUUCCUGAAAUAGAUAUCUUUGAAGGAAUAAGAAACUUCCACAAGGAUUUGUGCCGAGAAUACUCUCCAAGAGACCAUCUAUUGAAGAUUGUGAAGAGGUCUUGCUACCUUCCACCAAGAUUACUUUCAUGGAGUCUACAAGCUCUGCACAAGAAGCUACUUGCAGGGGAAACAUUUCAGGGAGGCAAGAUUACUGAAGAUUUUGUGGAUGAUACAUAUUGGCAUGGAGAUGGAGAAAUUGUGCAUGCAGUUUGGACACUUGUUCGCAUGUGUGCUUCUAAUGAUUCUAGUCGGAUUAGAGGAUUGGUGUCUGAUUUAAUAUCCAGGGUUGGCAUAGGAGAUCCACACUCUGUUGUUUUUCAUCUCCCUGGAGACUCUAACCAUAUACAUGGUCGUGCACCCCUUAGCUGUAGUGUUGCUUCUGAAAUUAUAUUUUCCAUGAGGUCUAGUGUGUCUGAAGAGCUUCUAAUUGCACUUUUGAGAGUUUUGAAGAAAUACUUAAUGGAUGAUUCUGUUCAAAUAGUUGAUAUAACGUCACAAACUCUAAGGGGAAUACUGUCAACUGAAAGGGGUCAAAAAGCUAUGUUAUCAUUUGAUUCUAAUGAAAGAUCUCUGAUCGAGGUUCACUCUAAAGGAAUUAACUGUGAGCUGGUGGAAAAGAUAUUAAUGGAUCUGGGAAAGAAGUUUAAAGCUGAAGACAUUUAUCUGGAGAAGUCUACCACUUGGAUGACACAUGGUAAAACUUUUGAGAAGUGGAUAUGUCCACUUGUAUACUCAUUAGUUGGCUACUGCAAUGAUGUGAUCCUAAGAUUAUGCCAGGAUGUUGUGCUGCUGAAACCGGAAGUUGCAGAGCUUCUUUUGCCCAGUGUUGUUGUCAAUUUAGCUGGAAGAAAGGAUGUUGAUCAUAAUUUAAUCGCCGAACAGGUUCAGGAGCAUAUAUUUGUGGAGUCGAAUAAGUUGAUAAAGUCUAUACAAGUUUGGCUGAAUGCCCUUAAUGAACUUCGAUUUUGUUAUGUUCUGGAAAGAUCUUUGGGCCCGUUAAGAAAAGAACAUUCGAAGCAUUCUAAGCCUUCUAGUUUUAGCUCUAAAUCCCAUUCCCCAAUGAAACCUAGAGAUUCAGCACCUACAUUGAGUGCAAUGACCAUGACAACAUCUUCAUGGGACAAGGUAUAUUGGCUUUCUAUUGAUUAUCUCAUUAUAGCUAGGUCAGCGAUUAUUUGUGGUUCUUACUUCACAUCCAUGAUGUAUGUGGAGUAUUGGUGUGAAGAACAUUUUCAUGGCCUCACCCUUGGGAGCCCUGACUUUUCCAAUCUUGAGAUGUUACCGCAGCACAUUGAAAUUCUUAUCUCAGCAAUCACUCAAAUAAAUGAACCAGACAGCUUAUAUGGAAUUAUCCAGUCGCACACAUUAACCUCCCAAAUUAUUACCUUUGAGCAUGAGGGAAACUGGAAUAAGGCCCUAGAAUAUUAUGACUUACAAGUGCGAUCUGAAGCCAUAGCUCACAUGGAUGGAAGUUCUAGAACUUUGUCAUUAGCAGAGACCCAAUCUUCGUCUCAACCUCUGCUUUCCACAUUGGAAGAUGAGACAAAGUGGAAACCUUACAAAGGGGUGAUUAGAUCUUUGCAGCAAAUUGGUUGUAGGCAUGUGUUGGAUCUAUAUUGCCAAGGAUUAACUUCUGGGAAGGGUCAGUUUCAGCAGGAUUUAGAGUUUUCAGAAUUGCAGUACGAAGCUGCUUGGCGUGCAGGAAACUGGGAUUUCUCUUUACUUUCUGCAGGAGUUAGUUCUCAAUUUCCAGAGCAACAUGCUAAAACUCAUCAUUUCAAUGAAAAUUUGCAUUGUUGUCUGAGAGCAUUGCAGGAGGGAGAUUCUGAUGAAUUUCAGAGAAAGUUGAAGCUUUCAAAAGAGGAGCUUGUUUGGUCUGUUUCUCAUGCAAGUGAGGAAAGCACUGAGUUUAUCUACUCUACAAUAAUCAAGUUUCAGAUCAUGUAUCAUCUUGGUAUAGCAUGGGAAUUGCGCUGGCCAACAUCUUCAUGUGAAAGAAUAGAACUCCAGAAACAUAAGCAGAAAAUAUUUUCAGAUCCUGUAAUCCCUACAAUGGAUCAGCUGUUAUGGUUGAAUAAGGACUGGAGCUCCAUGUUGACAAAAUCACAACUGCAUAUGAGUUUGUUAGAACCAUUUAUUGCAUUUAGGCGAGUUCUACUUCAAAUCUUGAAUUGCCAUGACUGUAUAAUGCAACAUCUUCUGCAGUCUGCAUCCACUCUUCGUAAGGGCUCUCGAUUUUCUCAAGCUGCUGCAGCUUUGCAUGAAUUUAAGUUUCUUUGUGUGAGAACUGGAGAACAAGGUUCAUCUGCAUAUUGGCUUGGAAGGCUUGAGGAAGCAAAGCUGUUGCGUGCUCAAGGUCAGCAUGAAAUGGCCAUCAGCCUUGCAAAAUAUAUCUUGCAAACUUAUCGGUUGAACAAUGGGGCUUCAGAUGUAUAUCGAUUGGUCGGGAAGUGGUUGGCAGAAACUAGAUCUAGCAACUCAAGAACUAUUUUCGAGAAGUAUUUAAAACCUGCAGUGUCACUUGCUGAGGGUCACAAGACUGCUGACAAGAAGUCUGCAGAAAGACAAAGUCAGAUUCAUUUCCACCUUGCACAUUAUGCAGAUGCACUAUUCAGAAGUUAUGAGGAAAGACUUAAUUCCAAUGAAUGGCAGGCAGCAAUGCGUUUAAGAAAACAUAAGACAUUAGAACUAGAAGCCCUUAUUCGACGGCUAAAUGGUUCGACAAAGGGGGACAAAAUUGACUACUCUGUGAAAAUUCAAGAGUUACAAAAGCAACUUGCAAUGGACAAGGAAGAAGCACAAAAAUUGCAGGACGACAGAGACAAUUUUCUCAACCUAGCUUUGGAGGGAUAUAAGCGUUGCUUGGUCAUAGGUGACAAAUAUGACGUUAGAGUGGUGUUUCGACUAGUAUCAUUGUGGUUCAGCCUUUCAUGUAAACAAGAUGUUGUCAACAACUUGCUUAAAACGAUUGAUGAGGUUCAAACUUAUAAAUUUGUUCCACUGGUGUACCAAAUUGCUUCAAGACUGGGAAACGUUAGGGAUGGAACUGGGCCUAAUAAUUUUCAGUUUGCCUUGGUUUCUCUUGUGAAGAAAAUGGCCAUUGAUCAUCCCUACCAUACAAUCAUCCUGCUUCUAGCUCUUGCAAAUGGUGACCGUAUCAAGGACAAACAGCGAAGCAGGAACUCUUUUGUUGUGGAUUUGGAUAAAAAGCUUGCUGCAGAAAAUCUCUUGGAAGAGUUAUCAGCAUACCAUGGUCCUAUUAUUAGACAGAUGAAACAAAUGGUGGAGAUCUAUAUCAAGCUUGCAGAACUUGAGACCAAGAGAGAGGACACCAGUAGAAAGGUACAACUGCCAAGAGAAAUCCGUAGUGUUCGACAGCUGGAACUCGUACCUGUAGUGACAGCGAGCUUUCCAGUUGAUCGUAGUUGUAAAUAUUGUGAAGGCUCUUUCCCAUAUUUCAGAGGAUUGGCAGAUUCGGUUAUGGUAAUGAAUGGUAUAAAUGCUCCAAAAGUGGUUGAAUGCUUGGGUUCUGAUGGUCACAAAUACAAGCAGCUUGCAAAGUCUGGGAAUGAUGACCUAAGACAAGAUGCUGUUAUGGAACAGUUUUUUGGACUGGUAAAUACUUUCCUACAAAAUCACCGCGAUACAUGGAAAAGGAGAUUAGUCAUACGUACAUACAAGGUUGUCCCCUUCACUCCAAGUGCUGGUGUUAUUGAAUGGGUUGAUGGAACGCUUCCUCUUGGAGAAUAUCUUACAGGAAGCAAUAGAAGUGGUGGUGCACAUGGUCGCUAUGGAGCAGGAGACUGGUCAACUUUAAAAUGCCGAGAACACAUGUCAAAUGAAAAAGACAAGCGCAAAGCCUUCCAGGCAGUGUGUGAGAAUUUCAGACCUGUCAUGCAUUACUUUUUUCUGGAGAGAUUUCUUCAACCAGCCGAUUGGUUUGAGAAAAGACUAGCUUACACACGAAGUGUAGCAGCUACUUCAAUGGUGGGUUAUAUUGUUGGCCUUGGAGAUAGACAUACUAUGAAUAUUUUGAUUGAUCAAGCCUCAGCAGAAGUUGUUCACAUUGAUCUUGGUGUUGCAUUUGAACAAGGCUUAAUGCUCAAGACACCAGAGCGGGUUCCGUUCAGGCUAACUAGAGACAUCAUCGAUGGCAUGGGUGUUACUGGAGUGGAAGGUGUUUUCAGAAAAUGUUGUGAGGAAACUCUCUCUGUUAUGCGAACAAAUAAAGAAGCUCUAAUGACUAUUAUCGAGGUUUUUAUCCAUGAUCCUCUUUAUAAGUGGGCUUUAUCACCCCUGAAGGCUUUGCAGCGUCAGAAGGAAACGGAUUACGAUUUGGAUACAAGUAUAGAAGGUGCCCAAGAUGAAUAUGAAGGCAACAAGGAUGCUGCCCGUGCUCUCCUGCGCGUAAAACAAAAGUUAGAUGGAUACGAAGAAGGUGAAAUGAGGAGUGUACAUGGGCAGGUUCAACAGCUGAUUCAAGAUGCCAUUGAUCCUGAGAGAUUAUGUCAGAUGUUUCCUGGAUGGGGAGCUUGGAUGUGAUCCUUAUUCGUAUUCUUUCCCUUCACUCUGCUCGGUAUGAAGGAUAGAUAAGUGUUUAUGAAUCUUAACCAUUUGAUUAACUAAUUUUUCGUCUUCACAUCUUCGUGUUCUUCAUACCAUCAAAGCCUUCCACCCAAUCAUGAUUUGUAUA
Hibiscus syriacus is the source of this 9338-nucleotide messenger RNA. RefSeq names its product serine/threonine-protein kinase ATM-like. Gene Ontology annotation, molecular function: protein serine/threonine kinase activity; protein binding. NCBI's taxonomy places the organism in Eukaryota, Viridiplantae, Streptophyta, Magnoliopsida, Malvales, Malvaceae. Gene Ontology annotation, biological process: DNA repair. The record is from RefSeq and is a predicted model, not a curated record.